This is a messenger RNA of Salvia splendens (bonfire salvia), 1146 nucleotides long. RefSeq lists its product as uncharacterized. Bases 1 to 1146 code for a protein of 381 amino acids. Lineage: Eukaryota; Viridiplantae; Streptophyta; Magnoliopsida; Lamiales; Lamiaceae. The record is from RefSeq and is a predicted model, not a curated record. Gene Ontology annotation, molecular function: protein dimerization activity. The transcript has 2 exons.
AUGAUUGUCACCACAUGUGGAUCAUCUUGUAAAAGAAAAGACAAGCUACGGCAGCUUGAGCAUGAAAAACUUGUCGAAGGUAUAGAAAGUGGAGAAAUUAAAAGUGGAAGAGGUUUAAAUCAAGAGACGUGUUUAAAGCGACCAGGCGACACUCGAUGGGGGUCACACUUCACUACUUUGCUUCGUUUAAAAAGCAAGUGGUUGUCGAUAAUUGAAGUGCUUGAAAAUGUGCUUGAAGAUGGUUCUAAUCCUGAUAAUAGAGGUAUAUCAAAAACAUUGGUCAUGAGGAUGGUGAGCUAUGACUUUGUUUUUAUUUUACACUUGAUGAUAGAGUUGCUUGGGACAACGAAUGAUUUGUCAACAAUUCUACAAUUUGGGGAUCAAAAUAUUGUUCAAGCUACAUCUUUGAUUGAUACCACCAAAAGGACUUUGCGAGAUUUGAGAGAGAAUGGGUGGAAUGAAUUCUUGGGACAAGUCGAAGAGUUUUGUGUGGCUAACUCCAUUGACGUCAUUAGUAUGAAUGAUGCCAUCAAUCAUCGUGUGCGUAUGAAGCGGGAUGGGCGCGUUACUAAUUAUCAUCAUUACAAACUAGAGAUUUACUGUCAAGUUCUUGAUUUACUUACUCAAGAGAUGGAGAAUCGUUUUCCGGAAAUAAACAUAGAAUUGCUUACUUGCAUGAAUUGCCAAAACUCAUUUGCUAGCUUCAAUGUGGACAAGUCGGUUCGUCUUGCAGAACUUUGUCCGGCUGACUUCUCAUCUAUUGAAUGCAUGUCUCUUCCAUAUCAACUUAAAACUUAUAUCAAUGAUAUAGUUGAUAAAGUUGAGUUCUCCAACAUUGAAGAUUUGGGAAAUUUAGCAAAGAUUUUGGUUUCUACCUCAAGAGAUAAAGCUUUCCCAUUGGUGUACCGUUUGAUUGAGUUGACACUGAUCCUCCCGGUUGUAACAGCUUCUGUCGAGAGAGUAUUUUUUUCCAUGAAACUUAUUAAGACAGAUUUGCGCAAUAGAAUGGGAGACGAAUGGAUGAAUGAUAUCAUGGUGGUACACAUUGAGAGGGGAAUUUUUAAAAAAAUUGGAAAUGAGACUAUUCUGCGGCGAUUUCAAGACAUGAAGAAUCGUCGAAAACAGUUAUCAUCUAGUGUGUCUUAA